Engraulis encrasicolus (European anchovy) is the source of this 2441-nucleotide messenger RNA. It is a transcript of the gene klf5a, whose product is annotated as Kruppel like factor 5a. The transcript has 4 exons. Gene Ontology annotation, molecular function: RNA polymerase II cis-regulatory region sequence-specific DNA binding; DNA-binding transcription factor activity, RNA polymerase II-specific. Bases 171 to 1748 code for a protein of 525 amino acids. Lineage: Eukaryota; Metazoa; Chordata; Actinopteri; Clupeiformes; Engraulidae. The record is from RefSeq and is a predicted model, not a curated record. Gene Ontology annotation, biological process: regulation of transcription by RNA polymerase II.
UCAGAGGCAGCAGAGAGGAGAGGAGAGACGGGACAUCUACUCAAGCGAGUACACCUACACGCACGCCGUCAUUCCAUGCGCCCUUCGUCCUGUACGCUCUCCCGUGUGUUCUCUUGUCGCGAUUCCCUGCUCAUUCUCCUGGCCAGUAGCACCAAAGGGACAGGGCUUUUAUGGCCGCCACGCUUUUAACGAUGAGCGCUGGGCUUGCACCCGGAGGACCAGAUGAGUUUUACACUCUCCUAAAGCCAUCGCUCUCGGACGGAUUCCCAGACGACUCGUCCCUGUUCUCCUUUGAUGGCAAGAAUAAUGACGUUGAUAGGACGACAUCAGGCGACUAUUCCCAGGCAAAGCUGGAGAUGGAUAAGUACCUGAGCCCCCAGCCCCACCACCACCACCACCACCACCACCAUGGCCUGCAGCCGGACGGCCGCCACAAGUCUCGGCGAGAGAGCUCAUCGGUGGUGGACCAGUUCUUCUGCGAUGACCAGGGGGCCCCCUACAGCAUCAACAUGAACGUCUACCUUCCCGACCUGGCGUACCUGCGCACCAGCCUGUGCCGACCCUCUUCCCGGCAGCCACACACCACCACCGCCACCAACACCUGUGGUGCCCAGACGGUGAAGACCGAGCCCAAUGCCAGCCCUUCCUCCUCCUCCUCUCCGUCCUCUUACGCCCAUCCAGACUGCCCGUCGUCGUCGGGUGGCAUGGGCCCCGUCUCCGCCAUGGCACCUCCAGCGCCCGCUCUGCCCGACUUCACCAGCGUGUUCAGUCCCGCAUCGGGCACUGGUGCGGACGCCUCGGUGGAGGACCCCACUUCGUCCUCCUCGUCCUCGGGCGUUUACAUCAAGCAGGAGAUGCCGUCGUUCGACCUGCCGCAGGACGGGCCGCUCUUCCAGCUGCUCACCUCCGACCUGGACAUGCCCAUGCCACACGGUCACCCGGGCAGCGGUCACCACGGAGACCACAUGUCCAACACGCACCCGCACAUGUUGCCCUCAUUUGACCUUCACAACAUGGCCGCCCCACACACCAGCGGUGGCCUAAAACCGUACUCCUGCACCAGUGUUGGUGUUAGUGGUGGUGGGGGUUUCGCCAUGCCCUACUCCCAGCAACCGCACGCCACAGCCUCCAUCCCCCACCACCAGCAGCAUCAUCACGGUAGCAGCAAGUCGCCGUACCUGCCCCCCUCGCCCCCCAGCUCCGAACCGGGCAGCCCCGACCGCCACAAGGAGCUGCUGCAGAACCUUUCGCCCCCGCCCUCCUACGCUGCCACCAUCGCCUCCAAGAUGGCCUCCCAGGGCCCCGCACCGCCUGCUCCACCCCACCACCCAGGCCAGGGGCACUCCCACGCACAGGCACAGUCCCAGGGGCAGGGGCAGGGGCAGACGGGUCGGGGCGGUGCUGCCUCCGCCACUGGAGGUGUGGCCAGCCAGGGCAUGCCCGUACGCUACAACCGCAGGAACAACCCCGACCUGGAGAAGAGACGCAUCCACCACUGCGACUUCCCAGGUUGUAAGAAGGUCUACACCAAGUCCUCUCAUCUGAAGGCUCAUCUUCGGACACACACGGGUGAGAAGCCAUAUCGGUGCACGUGGGAGGGCUGCGACUGGCGGUUUGCGCGCUCCGACGAGCUGACGCGUCACUUCCGCAAGCACACGGGGGCCAAGCCCUUUCAGUGUGCCGUUUGCAACCGCUCCUUCUCCCGAUCAGACCACCUGGCCCUGCACAUGAAGAGGCACCAGAACUAACACACACACACACAUGCACUGAGACACAUUCACACACAGGCACGCACACACACACGGUACUGCGUAUGAACAAAUCACAAGAAUACAUACACUGUAUACCCUACACAUGAAGACGCACCACAACUAAGACACACACGCACACACACACACACACACAUGCAUAAAACUCAGAGAUAUGAACACAUAGUAUGGUACUGCACACAAAGAGACUCCAGAACAAACAAACAAACGUGCACACACACACACACACAAACAGACACACCCCCCUGAUUUGAUACCUGAAGAGGCAGCAGAACAAUGAGGCAAGAUGACACUACGCAGACAGCAUGACACUAUGCAAAUACCUGAACACUAACAUAUCUGAAUAGUUAAGACACACACACACACACUCUCUCUCUCUCACACACACACACGCCGCAGGAUGUAUGUAUUUGGGUGCCGGUGCUCUCUGUAUCAUUCCUGAGGCGCCAUCUUUAAGAUGGAGGGCCCUCUAUUAGCCAUACAAGAGCUGAGACACUAGCCCAACCCACACAAACAUGGCCACACCCUCUUUACACAUAGGGCCCACACCACAUUGGUCAGUAGCGUCUGUCUGUCUAGGUACGAUCCAGUCAGAGAAGGUGUAGCUCUACAAGGUAAAACGUUCAAUCAUCGUCUUAAAAUCGUGGAAAAACCCACUAUGGCCAUCAAUCU